UAGCCGUCUAGCCACGGCUAGUCCCUAGUCACCCAGCCAUCCGUGCACCCAGCUAACCCAGCCCUGGGAGGAGGUGGUAUGACGUGCUGGGCCUUGUGGCGUGCCUUGAAAUUUGAUCAUUUAUCUUGGGACUAAAUCUUCCCUUGUGAAGUAACCUCAUCGAACUGCGUCAUCCAACGGCGCUUGAUACGACUUGGUGCGGUGGACUGGAGCGUGCAAGAUGGGCGACUAGCAUGCUUUUACAGGUGUGUGGAUGAAGUUAUCGGAAUCUGCCACUCAUUUGUGUCCAGUGCCAGCAUUGACUUCCAUUGCACCAUUGCACAGCACAUUUCUGCAUUGUGAAGCUUGUGAGUUGUGAUCGAAUACCACCGAGGCACUUGCAUUGUUCACAAGACAGCCCAGUCGCAAGACAACGACCAAAGCAACCUAUGUUUUCUUCUAUGCUAGAUUGUUUAAUGGGCUUCUUUAUUCUUUUUUUUUUCUUUCCUGUUAUGUAGUCAUCCACCACUGCAUUAGCGAAUCCUAGUAUGUUUCAUAUGAGUGGUGCCGUUGCUUCAAAUGAUGCCAGCUUUUCCCUUACUGCUGCGGGAACUCUGAACAGUCAAGAACUUGUGAGGCAGUAUAGUAGUUUCAGUUCUACUUACCUUGUUGUGGUAAACACAAUAAGCCCGUCACUCGUGUCAUAUCAAGAACAUUGUGAUGAUACAGUCUCUUUUGAGGUGAUUCCCACACUUUUGCCAUCACCAUUAUCACCAGUUACACCCCUGCACUUGGUUUCCAGCACCGCUUGCCCGGUGGCAAACCUUGUAAGACCACCGUUUUUGCAAACAGCUCUACCACAACUUGCAGCUGCAAAUGUAGAAUCGCAUCCGUCCCUAAGCCCAAUUUCAGAGAUGCUGCCAUCGUUUCCAUCAUCCCAACCUUCGUCAUGUACUAACUUUGUUUCAGAUACCCCAUUGCUUAAUCAGAUAUCAAAGGUAGGCCGACUCACUUCUCGUUCCCGGCCAAGAGCCUUCCGUCGCUUGUUGCCAAAGGUAACCAAAGAGUCAGUCAAACCAUCUGUUUCUACUGAAAAUGCAUACAGCUACAAGGGUCUCAAAGCCAGUGGAAUGAAUUCUAACAGCAACUCUUCAACAAUGUGCGAAGCAUCAUCUUUCAGUCAUCUUGGAGGGCCUGCAACAUACUGCCAGACUUCUAGCUCAACAUGCAUUGCUGCAAGUGCUUCAGUAAAGGUGCCUGCAAGUGUGACUGUAGCAUCAGGGGCUGACAUAAAGGUGACAAGUAAUAUGAUGCUGCCAACAAAAGCUAAAGAAACAUCUCCAUCAUUGGUGGAAAAAGAGAAUGAAGAUGUAGUGUGCAAUGCGGAAAAGCAUGUAAUGCAUAUGCAGCCCAGUACAGUGCAAACAAAGGCUUCUAAGCAGAACACAAACUCCCAAUGUUCUGACAGUUACAGUGUACCAAAACCUAAUGGGUCCCCUGUUCACUGCACUAUCAAUAACUCGGACGAAUUUCAUGUAAUAGAACCUUGCUCUUCUACUGGCACCCAGGACUCUACAGGUGUUUUUGUGGAUGGAGAGAAUGAAUCUCUUAGCAAUUACAGUCUGUCAGGAAAAGAAGGAAGGUCACUGUGUAUUGAUGACUCUGUCAACUUGGAGCAAGACUUUCUUAAAAAACAUAAUCCUACACGAGUUGCCAUAGAACAGAACUUGCCUGCUCUUGACCGUUGCUGCAUAUCCAAGAAAAGUGAUAGGUCCCUUCAUGUCGACAGUGCCACCGACCACUCAGGGCACCAGUCUGUUAAAACAGUUCUAGAUGGUUGUGAGGGAUGUACCACCCUUAAUUCAGGUGAACCAAUCAAGAACUUCCAUGCUUUUGGCACUUACUGCUCAUCAGAAAAAAAUGAGACGCAUCAUCUUCAUGGUGCUGUCAAUGACUCAAAGUGCCAUUUAGAUGAAACAGUGCUGGAUGCUUGUAUUACGAUGCAUAUUUCUGCAGGGAUGACUGUAGGUAAUGAAAACUCACAAGAUCAUCGCAGCUGCUCUGCCUUGCAGAAAAAUAGCUUGUCGCAAGUUAUAGACCGCACUGUCACCAGCUCAAGUAGUCGAUCCCAUGGACGAAGACCUGACACUCAUAUUAAUUCUCAUAAUGCUGAAAGCAUUUCUGUGGACAGAAAUGUCUCGGUACAGGAAAAAGAAGUUUGUCAUCUUGUUUGGCAAGAGACUGACAUUGAUUCUGAGGAAGUUUUCUCCUUCAGUGAUAUUGGUUGUGAGCGAGAGAAGGCUGAAGUGCAGGGGGAAGCAAACAGUUGCAGUGAUAAUUUAAAGUUUGUUGACAGCAACAGGCAACCUGAAAGUAAAGGAGCAAAAUCGUCAUUUGUUCGCAGAAAACAACCAGUACGGGCUUGCAAAUGCCUACAUUCAUCUGCUGGCAAUAAAACUGCUGUAUUGGAGCAAGAACCUCAAAAGGAAAAGAAACUAGAGAAAAUGCACCUGAUCAUCUCGGUGCCAAACUGCAUUGGCCGUGCAUGUGUUGUUGUCAUGGGUAGACUAAAUGAAAAGAUGAUAAAACCUGGUCAUGUUAAUUUGACUACUGUGAAGGAUGAAAAUCUUUUCAUGAAAAGUAGAUCACUUGAAGUAAAAUUGUUCCCAGGAAAAAUUAUUUCAGUUGCCAGAUAUGCAAAGUUACAAGAUGUCUGUGAUCAACCAUCAAAAGAGGAGUCUGCUGAACAAACACAGGGUGAUAAUUUGUCAAAACUACUGGAGGAACGGCGUGCCUACAUAAGCCAGCUGCAUUCAGUUUUUCAGACUACUGAUCACAGCUCAAUAUGAUGCGGUAGUAUUCAGUGCCAUAGACUGUUUUCUCCAUUCUCCUUCAUUAAAUUUCUUUAUUAGCCAUUUGUCAUGUUCUAUAGUAUUCUAGAGGAGCAUUAGUGUCUUCUGUCAAGAAACUAUUGUUGGUAACUUGCAGUGUUACAACCAAACUGAUCAUAGCAUGCAACUUUUAAAGGGACACUAAAGCGAAACAAUAAAUCAGUUUAGACUAAUAAAGCAUUGUUGGAGAACCCUGCAGGCAGUCAUUUUAAAAUAGUAGUUUGAUUAUUAGAUGAGAAAAUGAAGGUCGAAGUAUCAGUAUUUGAAUUUCGCGCCGAAACUCUGACGCCGCUACGUCAGUGUGACGUCGGGGAUUCCAAAGUAUGUUUUCGCAUUUGGGCCGCGUUGGCUGAGUAAAGGUUCCCAGAACUUGCUAUGUUUAAUAUUUGGUUCCUUUAGAAUACAAUGUAGUCCAUCUGUACCGCUAUGUAAAGAAGUAGGCCCUAGAAGAUGCCAUCAAAAUCCAUGAUGUCACAGCGACCAGGUGUGGGAACUUCAAGGAAGCGUCGCCACCCGUCUUUCGUUCUUUCGCUUUUUCUUGCUUGCUAGGCUUCUUAUUGUGGUAAGAGUGGUGUUUUUAGUGUCGUAGAAAGGUGAUUUACUGAUGCACAAGAAAUCAUUUUUCUCUUUAGUGUCCCUUUAAUUUUAACUAGGCAUGUUCCAAUUGAGUACAGCUGCUUUAAAUGAAUAGUUAGUUCCUUGCUGUCAUUAUGUGUAAACCACCAAACCUCACAAUUGUCAUUUUUACACAGCCCGUGUUUGUCAUGUCAUUGUACAAUUUAAAAAGAAUGUAUAUUAUUUUUAAAAGAACAUGAGCUGUGAUAUCACCACUUCUUUCUUUACAAACACAGAAGUGCAGGGAUGAUGCUAAACCAUGCGUGUAGUUUGAUCUUCUCCCAUUCUCGUAUGUUGUUGAAAUAAAUCUGUUGAUGGCACUGCAAAAAGCUUGACUUUGCAUAAAGAUUUACAUGUUUUAAUUUUGCGUGCAGCUUUAGGACACUUUCAAUUAGAAUGUUGAGCCAUGUAUAUGACAAAUUUGCAUGUGUACCCUUCUUCGUCUAACAGUGUAAUAUGAAGGCUAAUGCAUUGCUUUUUGUGUUUUACUUGUGCAUCAUGCACACUGUGUUAUGUCACUUAGAAGGGCCCUCCAACACUUUUAAUGUCAUUGAAUUUUAACAUCACACAAUGACAAAUGGAAAUUAAUUGUGGGAAUCAGCCCAUGUGACCAUUAUUCAACCAAAAAAUUUCAAAAUGCAAAGGGAAAGUUGCUGUCGGGUCAUGGACCAGCAGCUUCCAUUGCCUUUUUCACUCUCCCACUGAAACAAGCUGUCGUAGCCGAUACCCAAGUGCCCAACACAUGCACACACACAACAUUUACAUACAAUUGUUGCUUGUUCACUGCCACCUACUUAAAGCAAAGCUUUCUUUGCCUCACUGCCGGAGUUUGGCAAUCAUCAUCAUUUCCUAGCCUGAUAUAUUUCUAGAUAUAUGUAUAGACGACUUGGGCCACUGGGUAUAUGCUCGCUGCUGUCUUGUCAAGCAAACAAUUUGGUUUACUGGGCAUAUACAAUGACACUGGUUAGUAGUAAUUGUUAGCAUUUAUUGAACCAGAAAAGAGAACAAGCAUUGUAGCUGGUCGAGCUUCUUUUCUUGCUGCUGGAUAAGCUCCUUAGUCCAGAAGCUCUGCAACCAUAACUGCCUUCUGUGUAUGUGCCCAUUCUUGGCCAAUCAUCCAGGAUAAAUGUGCUACUGUGACACAAAGGGUAUGAAGCCCUGAGUGUAUUUAGGUAUGCGUCUCAUUUCUUUGUGCAUACGCCUUUCAAUUCUUCCCUCAACAAGCAUCGUACAUUGCCUUCAUCCUAGUGACAAACAUUUAACAGCUAAAGGUGACAAGGCUGUGCUUGUGUCGUCCACUACUGCUGCUACCUCGCUAACCAAAAAAAGGCUUCACGUCAUUUAGAUUCCAACAUUGUGUUACAUAUGCGCGUUUUUUACACAUUGGCUUGGCAGCACUCUCGUCACACUGUCACAAUAGCCAUGUAGAUUAAGCUCAAAGAAUGUUUAAAUUCUGAAUUGCAGUGGCUGCUUUUGACAAUGGAAAAUGAGCACCAAGUGAAUGCUGAAUGCUUACAGAACAGAGACAGUGUCAGUGCUCUGAAAGUGUUAAAGUAUUGGCUAAAGGCAUUGGUGGAUGCUACCACAUGUGAUAGACACAUAUGGACAUACAAGAAUUUUAGAAGCCGUAAUUCACAAAAUGAUUAAUCAUGGUGCCACGCUCUCAGUGAAACCAUUAAUUGCAGGUGCAGUGCUUGACGGCACUGUAUGGUGAUGCUAGUACGAUUUCCUUGAUUACAUGGGCAGGUCAUAAUAAAUACUUUGAUAUUCGUGCUGCAAUAAGUGCAGAAAUCAUCUUAUCCCACCAAAUACUCAACCAACAAAAGAAAGCCGGUAACUUAGUGUUGGAGAGCACCUUAAAGACCUUUAAAAGCAAGUAACAUCAUACUUGUUCAUGUUUUCCUCUGCUAUUCUAACCUGACUUGUUUUGCAAAAAUAAUGUUUAAGCUUUACUUGCUGAUAAACUGCAUAGAGAGCAUUAACGCUGAUCAAAAAAAAAGUGCAGAACACAAGCAGGGAAGUACAAGCACACGGUUAUUUCAUUUUCAUAUGCUACAAUUAUUUUGUGUUUAAUGCAACUACGGUACAACCAAGAUCUGCUGUUAGCAAGCUCCUGUAUGCACACUGUGUAAUUUAAUUGUUCUGUUAUUUGUGCUGUGUCUAAUGUGUGCUGGCUCACUGUGAUUAACUUGUCAAUAAAGGCCAACUGCAAUGACAUUCUACCUUAACUAAUUCGAUUAUAAACGAGUAGUACAUAUUGAAGCAGUCUUAAAAAGCAAUUAGCAGAUCAUGUGCACACCUGGUGGUUAGAGGACAUAUGAUGUCAGUCCCAACAUGUUGCCUUGGUGAUUUUUCUGUGAGCAGUAACAGUGGCGUUUUUCAGUUUUGGUGUCAAAAAGGUCUAUCUUUGCUAGAUUUUCAUGACUCAUCCACAGUAUUUCGCAUGCAAAAUUUUGCACAGAGGCUGCUUAUGUCUGCGCACUCCGAGACUAGGCUUUUUCACUGUCGAAGGUUUUGUUGCAGUUUGCCUUUAAGUAGACAACUUCAUUACAAUGUGGAAGGAAAUCUGCUAGUCUGUGCAUACUGUUUUAACCAGCUGCCAUACACACAGCACAACACCCAACAUGCUUGUACUGUUUACUGCAACAUUUCCUAUUUUUUCAAGGUUGUGAAUGCCUCUUCUUUUAUGCUGUUUUACUAAAUAGUGUGAUAGUACAAAGUGGUUUGUACAAAUUCCUUUAAUAGCUGUGAUGUGGAAGUUGUAUUGAAAUUUCAUGCGCUGUUUUGAACUGUUGUUAUUGUUGCUGUUACUGAGAGAUUUAUACCUGUAAUAUAUGCUGCUCCCAUUCUUGUUGAAGCCUUCUCACUGGGAUGCACUUAAAGUUGGUGUCCAUGUGAAUGUAGCACAAAGCUGCAAAGCUACAUGUAGCUACUUGCACUCUUGUGAAUAUAGUUUGAAGCUGUUGUUCCA
Messenger RNA from Dermacentor andersoni, 6456 nucleotides. RefSeq lists its product as uncharacterized. The record is from RefSeq and is a predicted model, not a curated record. Lineage: Eukaryota; Metazoa; Arthropoda; Arachnida; Ixodida; Ixodidae.